Molecule: messenger RNA, 3654 nt
Organism: Auanema sp. JU1783
Lineage: Eukaryota; Metazoa; Nematoda; Chromadorea; Rhabditida; Rhabditidae
Source: the annotation of a GenBank genome assembly
AUGCUAUUGGUAAGCCUGGCCAUCUUGGCCAUAGGCGCUUCGGCAUGUCCCGAAAAGUGUAAAUGCUUGGGUAACACAGCAGAUUGUGCGAACUCAGGAUUUACAAAGUUCCCAACUGGAAUCCCGCAGAAUAUUCAGUCAGUCAUUCUCAAAGGCAACAAACUCACCCAAUUAUUGAUCCAUGAUCUGAUUGAUCUACCCAAUUUGAAAAAUUUGAUCUUAACUGACAACAACUUGAACCAUAUCGAUGAGAACAUUUUGGAUUUCGCACCAAAUCUUAAGCGUCUGGUUCUUUCUCACAACCGACUCACUUAUCUUCUGAAUUUUUCUUCAAGGCCAUCAGGCUUAGUUUCUCUAGAUUUAGCUUACAAUCGAAUUCAAAGAGUCGACAGAAAGGUUUUCCAAUACUUACAUGAUGUGGUUCAACUUGACUUAUCCAAAAAUAGUAUUAGCACUCUUUAUGAAGGAAUCUUUGAAAACAACCACAAACUAGCAAUUCUCCGUUUGCAUGCUAACCCCUGGAAUUGUGACUGCAGAUUACAAUGGCUGGCUGAAGUAUUGAACCUUUAUGGAUCUGAUUCCACAUGUUUCUAUCCUUCCGAACUCAGAGGAGUCAGUAUGAAUGAUGUUGAGGAAGGAGCUAUGUACUGCGAUAGCCCCAAAAAGACAGCAAAAGACACGAAUAUACUCCUGUUCUGCGAGCCCACAGACGGAGCCACAGUAGUUAUGGUUAGAAAGAAGCAAGAGGUAUUCAUCAAUGAGUUUGAACACACUGCAGCUGGAGAGGUAGUUCUUCCAGUUGGGGCAGAGAACUUACACACACUCAGUUGUGCUUACGAUUAUGAACCAUUACAUAAGAGAGAUGUUCGUCACACUUCGCAUCGGCGUAACAGUGGAAAAGCUCCAUACUUCCAGCACAAGCCUAAGGACAGUGCACACAGAGAAGGCACCGUAGUUAAGCUUUUCUGUGAGAUAAAAGGAGAUCCAGAACCAGUCAUAACAUGGUACCAUAAGAGACAGCCUAUUGAGAACUCCAAGAAAUAUGAUCUUUCAAACGGAAAUGCCCUGCUCAAGAUCUUCCCUUUCUUAGAAGUUGAUGUUGGAAGUUAUUCAUGUAGUGGAGUGAAUGUCCAUGGCCGCGUAGACCACACUGUUAGACUUCACCUUGUUGCGAGCGUCCCUCCUACCAUAGUUGAUGCUCCAAUGGAUGUGACUGCCAACUUAGGAAACCCUGUAACUUUCCGCUGUCGUGCUAGAGGAGUUCCCCAGCCCAGCUUAACUUGGUUCUUCGAAGGUUCUGUAAUUACGCCAUCGGCUGGACGUUUUGUGAUCUCUGGAGAUGGAACUGAAGUGACCAUUCCUCAUGCAACCCGUCAGUAUGAAGGCUUAUACUCUUGCACUGCCAGUAAUACCGUUGGAGCCAUAAUGUCUGAUGCUAGGCUUACAGUAAACCACACAGCUUUUGCUGAGAUCGAUUCACUAGUGAAUGAAGAGACAAUCAGAAAACUGUCCAAAACCGCUAAAGACACGGUAGAUAGAGCUUUUGCUGUCACCGAGCAAAUGAGAAAAGUUGAUAAGAUUACCAAUCCAGAUGAUCUCAAAAGACUUUUCCGAUUUGCAGCUCCUGCUAACUCUCUGGCUUUAGCUAAAGCUCGCGAAGUUUAUGAAGAAAGUCUCCGUCUCAUUUACGAGCAUGUUAAUAGAGGAUUGAACUUGCCAGUCAACCAGUUAGCUCCUAAUGUUUCUUACGAAGCUGUUCUACCCGUUUCCUAUAUUCAAACGUUGAUGGAGCUGUCAGGUUGCCAGACAGGACAAGUUUUGAAAGAUCAUUGCACGGAUAUGUGCUUCCAUAAGAAAUAUAGAACUUACGAUGGUCAAUGUAACAACUUGGAAAAUCCAGCUUGGGGAGCUUCUUCUAUGCCGCUUCUCCGCCAUCUUCCUCCGAUUUAUGAGAAUGGGUUCAAUACGCCCGUAGGAUGGGAGAAAGGGAGAUUAUAUCGAGGUUAUCCAAUGCCCAAUGCCCGAGAAGUUUCACGUACCGUAAUCUCCACUAAAGAUAUUACACCACAUAGCCAUUUAUCCGCCUUCGUUUUUCAAUGGGGACAAUGGAUUGAUCAUGAUUUGACAUUCACAGCAAUUGCCUUGGCACGUCAGAGUUAUUCAAGUGGAGCCAUUUGUAACAGGACUUGUGAGAACAUUGACCCAUGUUUCAACAUUCAGCUCUCUCCUGAUGAUCCAAAACUCAAAACUGGAAAAAAUAUUAAAUACCCUUGUAUGGAGUUUGAGAGAAAUGGAGCUGUUUGUGGAAGCGGUGAAACGUCUUUGAUCUUCCAGAGAGUUACAUAUCGCGACCAAAUGAACACGCUUACCUCUUGGUUAGAUGGGUCCGGAGUUUAUGGAAAUUCUGAAGUACAAGCUUUAGAACUUCGCGAUUUAUAUGGUGACCAUGGUCUUCUUAGAUUCGACAUCGUUUCCAAAGCUCAAAAACCGUACCUUCCUUUUGAAAAGGAUUCGGAUAUGGACUGCCGACGCAACUUCUCUAUUGAAAACCCCAUGAGAUGUUUUCUGGCAGGUGAUGUUCGAGCAAACGAACAGUUGGGAUUAACUGCUAUGCACACUCUUUUCAUGCGAGAGCACAACAGGAUUGCUGGAAAGCUGUUGGAACUAAAUGUCAAUUGGGAUGGAGAAACCAUUUUCCAAGAAGCUAGAAAGAUCAACGUUGCUAUCAUUCAGCAUAUCACCUUCCAACAUUGGCUCCCAUUGGCUUUAGGAAGACCUGCUUAUAAUGAAUACGUUGGAGAGUACACAGGAUAUAAGCCAGACGUAAACCCUUCCAUCGCUAAUGCUUUUGCUACAGCAGCAUUCAGGUUCGGUCAUACCAUUAUAAAUCCUGUUCUCUUCCGUUUUGAUAAAAACUUCAGCGAGAUCAACGAAGGGCAUAUACCGCUUCAUAAGGCAUUCUUCGAGCCAGAGCGAUUGCUUUCGGAAGGAGGAAUCGAUCCACUUCUUAGAGGACUGUUUGCAGCUCCUCUCAAGCUUCCCAGAUCUGAUCAGCCUGUGAACUCAGAAUUGACAGAGCGUUUAUUCGAACGAUAUCAUGAGGUUGCCCUGGAUCUUGUUGCUCUGAAUAUCCAAAGAAGUCGUGAUCAUGCUCUCCCUGGUUACAUCGAAUACAGAAGGUGGUGCAACUUGUCUGCUCCAGAAACCUGGGAAGAGUUGUCCAAGGAAGUAGUAGAUAGUACCGCCAGGGCUAAGCUCCAGAAACUUUAUGGACAUCCAGCUAACAUCGACUUAUGGGUUGGAGGAGUACUCGAAAAACGUUUACCAGAUGCCCUCAUGGGUCCUACAUUCGCUUGUAUCAUAGGAGACCAGUUCAGACGCUUACGUGAUGGUGACCGAUUCUGGUAUGAAAACGAUGGAGUUUUCACAAAGGAACAGCUCCAGCAGAUUCGUAAAUCCUCAGUUUCUCGUCUUCUCUGUGACGAUGGAGAUGACAUCGACCGAGUCCCCCGUAACAUUUUCCGAUAUUACGGAAACACUACUAAGUAUUUUGAAAAAUGUGAUUCCAUACCUUCUAUCAACUUCAAUAUGUGGAUGGAUUGUUGUGAAGGUGGAAGCUGCAACCUCUCUCCGCCACCCGUUAGAAGACGCUAA